Messenger RNA from Beta vulgaris subsp. vulgaris (sugar beet), 687 nucleotides. RefSeq names its product alkane hydroxylase MAH1. Gene Ontology annotation, molecular function: iron ion binding; monooxygenase activity; heme binding. NCBI's taxonomy places the organism in Eukaryota, Viridiplantae, Streptophyta, Magnoliopsida, Caryophyllales, Amaranthaceae. The record is from RefSeq and is a predicted model, not a curated record.
AUGAAAGAAGAAGUUGCAAUAAAAGGGGUUGAUGUAAAGAAUGAGAAGUUUUUAAGAGACAUCAUAUUUAAUCUGCUGAUGGCAGGACGAGAUACAACUAGUUCAGCUCUCACCUGGAAUCUUUCGCUCAUAGUGAGGAACCCUGAAGUUCAAGAGAAGAUAAGAACAGAAUUAAGAACAAAAGUACCAGCAACAAAAGCUUACAAUUGGCAUGUAUUUCAAGCAGAUGAGACAAAGAAGUUAGUGUAUCUACAUGCUGCACUUUUUGAAACCUUGAGACUAUACCCUCCUGUUCCUUUCCAGCACAAAUCUCCGUUGAACCAAAUUGUCCUGCCUAGUGGCCACCAUGUUCACCCAAAUAUGAAAACAGUAUUCCCGCUAUAUGCAAUGGGACGAAUGAAGGCGAUAUGGGGAGAGAAUUGCUCCAAAUUUCAGCCUGAGAGAUGGAUAUCAAACCAAGGGAAGAUUAAACAUGAACCUUCAUACAAGUUCUUGGCAUUCAAUGCUGGUCCAAGGACUUGUCUAGGGAAAGAAAUAGCAUUUACUCAGAUGAAGAUGAUAGCAGCCACCUUGAUACAUAACUUCCAUUUUCAAGUUGUGGAGGAUGACAAUAUCUAUCCUGAUGUCUCGGUUAUUCUUCACAUGAAACAUGGGUUUAAGGUGAAGAUCCAUAAAAGAUGGGCUUGA